Fusarium odoratissimum NRRL 54006 is the source of this 1995-nucleotide messenger RNA. RefSeq lists its product as uncharacterized. Gene Ontology annotation, biological process: amino acid transmembrane transport. Gene Ontology annotation, cellular component: vacuolar membrane. The record is from RefSeq and is a predicted model, not a curated record. The transcript is spliced from 2 exons. The coding region runs from base 445 to 1908 and encodes 487 amino acids. Gene Ontology annotation, molecular function: amino acid transmembrane transporter activity. NCBI's taxonomy places the organism in Eukaryota, Fungi, Ascomycota, Sordariomycetes, Hypocreales, Nectriaceae.
ACGACGACUACUCUCCAGCAGAACAUAUAUACUGAGCACUUUAGACAAUUGAUGCAAGACACCGUUAAAUCAACCAUGCCAUUCUUAUCUCCGUUCCACCUCAUACUGGAGAUCUCUUGUUCAUCUCGUUUGACCAACCAAUUCUCAUUGAGCAAAGAUCGCUGACACAUAACAGACUCACGUUCCCCCAUGGGGCUCCGCGAGUCUUUUUUCUUCCGUGCAAGAGAUAACGAGACGAGGGUUUUUCAGAAGGUCUCCACGGAAGAUAAACAUCUGGAGACUUUUGGGCUUGGCGGAUGUAUAUAAGAUUUGGUAUCGCCCGAUGUUGAGUUGAGGUUGGUCUUCAUCUCGUCAAACUGUCGCUGAUCAUAACCCGCCACUAUACACCUUCUUACCUCGCAUUGAGGUUUUAUUACUGGGUACGAUUAUUUUGUUUUAUUGAAUAUGGGCGCUGAAGAUAAGACGACAAAGACUCAGCCUGAGAUGGCUCAGCCCGAGCAUCACCGCGCUGCAUCCAUUCGCGGCAUCGACGGCGAUGAGAUCAACACUAUCAACGAUGGCGGCGACAUCAUGGACACCAAGGAGCAAUCCGACGAGCCCGUGCAAAAUAUCUUCAAUCAAGGCGGCAAGAACUACAGAACACUCGGCAAAUGGGACACAGUCUUCGUCCUCGUCACCAACCAAGUCGGUCUUGGUGUAUUGUCCCUCCCCGGUUGUCUCAAGGUCCUCGGCGUCGUCCCCGGUAUCAUCGCCAUCAUUGGCCUCGGUUCCCUCUCUGCCUACACUGCCUAUGAACUCCUCCAAUUUUACAGAAAAUAUCCUCACGUUGUCAACGUCGUUGAUAUGUGCGGUAUCAUUGGUGGUAGACCGCUUGAGGUCAUUGCGGGUAUUGGUUUGAUGAUCAAGGUUAUGAUGACCUGUGCAUCUGCCAGUGUGACAUUAUCGGUUGCUUUCAACACCCUGAGCAACCAUGCCUUCUGUACCGUCAGCUUCGUUAUCAUCGCCGUCGUCGCUUGCUGGGUCCUUUGUCUGCCUCGAACCGUCAAAUUCGUCUCACAGUCUGGUAUCCCCUCCACAAUCAGUAUUCUAGCCGCCGCUCUUGUCGUCAUGAUCAGCUUGGGUGUCGACACUCCCUCCCAGGCCCCUCCCGGAUGGGAUCGCGAAAUCCAGGUCAUCGGUAACCCAACUUUCCGACAAGGCCUCAAUGCCUGUCUCAAGAUCUGCUACGCCUAUGCCGGAAACAUCAGCUUCGUCUCGUACAUGGCCGAGAUGAAGAAUCCCAGCCGUGAUUUCCCCAUGGCUCUGGCUUGCCUCGAAGUCUUCUCCAUUACCCUUUACACCAUCGUCGCCGUCGCCAUUUACUGCCUUGCCGGCGACUAUACUACCUCUCCCGCUCUUGGAUCCGCGCCCCGAAUCCCCGCCAAGGUUGCCUACGGCGUCGUGCUUCCUUGCGUGUUCGCGACAGCCAUGGCUUUCGGUCAUACCGGCAUCAAGUACAUGUAUGUUGUCGCCAUGCGAUCCAUCAAGGCUACCCACCAAGUCACCGACCGAAGUGUCAAGUCUUGGAGCAUCUGGGUUGCCUGUGUGACCCUUUACUGGAUCAUUGUCUUUGUCAUUUCCAACGCCAUCCCCAUUUUCGACUCCAUCCUCUCCAUCUCCUCCGCCACCACGAUCGCUUGGUUCACCUUCGGUCUCAGCGCCAUCUUCUGGUUCCACAUCAAUAAGGGCCAGUAUACCAAGAACUGGAAGAAGAUUGCCCUUUGCAUCAUUAACGGCAUGCUUAUCGUCCAGUCAUUGUUCAUGAACGGUGGAGGCUUGUGGUCUUCCAUCACCGAAUUGUUGAACAUCUUUGAGAACGAUAAGAGCUCCAUUCGUGGCGUCUUCUCAUGCGGUGACAACUCCAUUUAGACACGAAAGUCAAGAACUUUAUAGAUAUAGAUAUUAUGCAGCAAGUAUAUAGCGAUUGAAUGAUAUAUGAUGAUAUUAUUAUUACUG